Molecule: messenger RNA, 462 nt
Organism: Camelina sativa (false flax)
Lineage: Eukaryota; Viridiplantae; Streptophyta; Magnoliopsida; Brassicales; Brassicaceae
Product: MYB-like transcription factor ETC1
Biological process (GO): regulation of DNA-templated transcription; cell differentiation
Cellular component (GO): nucleus
Molecular function (GO): transcription cis-regulatory region binding
Source: RefSeq, a predicted model, not a curated record
AAAAUCCAACAACCACUUCUCUCUCUCUCUCUCUACCUCAAACCGUACUAAACCGUAUCGAUUGAUAAAAUUGCAAAAGGUACGAUCGUGUAAAAUCUUGGUAAAGUAAGUUUGAGAGAUAGAUGGAAACGCAGCGUAAGUCGAAGCAUCGCAAGACCAAUCCAACAACCAUUGUUGCUUCUUCUUCUGAUCAAGAAGUGAGCAGUCUUGAGUGGGAAGAAAUAGCAAUGGCUCAAGAAGAAGAGGAUUUGAUUUGCAGGAUGUUUAAGCUUGUCGGUGAAAGGUGGGAUUUAAUAGCUGGGAGGAUUCCAGGAAGAACAGCAGAAGAGAUCGAGAGGUUUUGGGUGAUGAAGAAUCAUCGAAGAUCUUUAUUACGUUGAUAUCGCCAACUCUAAAGUCAUUUUUCUAAUAUCGAAAAAAAUGAAAUCUAUACAUAUAUAUAUAUCCUCUAUUCGUUGGUGA